AUGUGGCUCAAAAGCCAGAUACUGCUCUUAUAUUGCAUUGCAAGUGAAGUUUGGAUGGCAAAGCAACUUGACUCUAGAAGGAAUUUCUCACAAGGACUUUACUCACUUGAAGACCACAGUUCUGUAAAGUGGAGCAGACUGAAAAGGAGCUUGUACCAGGGCAAGUACUGCAAGAUACGAGGCUGUUGUGCAGGAAGAGAUGAUGGCUGCAGCUUUAACAUCGCUUCCCGAGCAGCUAUGUGCUACUGCGAUCAGUUCUGUACCACAGGUCCUCCUGGCCCUGUAGAUUGCUGUGCUGAUUACUGGGACAUCUGUGACAACGCUGUUGAGCACACUAGGUCAGAUAAGCGUUGGCCACUUCCAGCAUCGGGUUGUUAUAAAGAUGGCCGAUAUUACGGAGAAGGAACAACAAUUAAAGACAACUGCAAUUCCUGCAAAUGCUUCCAAAGUCUGUGGAAGUGUUCAAAUGACGUCUGUCUUGUUCGCCCAGACUUAAUUCACCACAUCAAUACUGGAGAUUAUGGAUGGAAAGCUGACAACUACAGCCUGUUCUGGGGAAUGACACUGGAAGAAGGUUUCAAAAAACGCCUGGGAACACUCCCUCCAUCUCAUUCCUUGCUGAAUAUGAAAGAAACUCCAAGAAACUCACUACCAGAAGAAAAAUUUCCUGCGUUUUUUGCAGCCACUUAUGCAUGGCCUGAGUGGAUUCAUGAUCCUUUGGAUCAACGAAACUGUGGAGCAUCCUGGGCUUUUUCAACUGCAAGUGUUGCAGCAGAUAGAAUUGCAAUUCAUUCUGAAGGUGUGAUCACAGACAACCUUUCCGUUCAGAAUUUGAUCUCUUGUGAUACCAGGAAUCAACAUGGAUGUAAUGGUGGAAGUAUUGAUGGUGCUUGGAGAUAUCUGAAAACACACGGGGUUGUAUCUUAUUCUUGUUAUCCAUCAUUUUGGAAUCAUCACCUGGAGCCACCAGGUGAGCAUCACUGUUAUGUGUCAAGUGAACACGGGAAAAAUUAUACAACAGGGCCGUGUCCCAAUGCUUUAGAGGAAUCCAAUCGGUUAUAUCGGUGUGCCUCCCACUACAGGGUCUCCUCACAAGAAACUGAUAUAAUGAAAGAAAUCAUGGACAAAGGACCAGUGCAAGCUAUGAUGAAAGUAUAUGAAGAUUUUUUCCUUUACAAAAAGGGAAUCUAUAAACACUCUUACAAUGAAGGAUCGCAAUGGAAAAUUCAUUCAGUCAAACUCCUUGGGUGGGGAGUACUAGAUGACAAAGAUGGACAGAAACAAAAGUUCUGGAUUGCUGCAAAUUCCUGGGGAAAAUCUUGGGGAGAAAAUGGUUAUUUUAGGAUUCUACGAGGACAAAAUGAAUGUGAUAUUGAGAAGCUGAUUAUAACCACUUUGGGAUAGCCAUAGUCUUCUACAUUAGUGUAUUAACUUGUAUGCUGCUUUAUACUUCUGUUCUUUCCUUUGUAGCAUACUGAGUCUUGCUAAAGAAAUAAAAUGUCUUCUCU
Messenger RNA from Struthio camelus australis, 1508 nucleotides. It is a transcript of the gene TINAG, whose product is annotated as tubulointerstitial nephritis antigen. Gene Ontology annotation, biological process: proteolysis. The record is from RefSeq and is a predicted model, not a curated record. Gene Ontology annotation, cellular component: lysosome. Lineage: Eukaryota; Metazoa; Chordata; Aves; Struthioniformes; Struthionidae. Gene Ontology annotation, molecular function: cysteine-type peptidase activity.